Saprolegnia parasitica CBS 223.65 is the source of this 570-nucleotide messenger RNA. RefSeq lists its product as hypothetical. NCBI's taxonomy places the organism in Eukaryota, Oomycota, Saprolegniomycetes, Saprolegniales, Saprolegniaceae. The transcript is spliced from 6 exons. The record is from RefSeq and is a predicted model, not a curated record. Bases 1 to 570 code for a protein of 189 amino acids.
AUGACAGCCACGUCGCAGCGCCACAAGGUCCUCGGGACAUCGCUCCUCCUCAUCCUUUUGCUCUCGGCCGGUGACCUCUACGUGGGGCAUCGCACCACGUCUGCGAGCGCCGCCGGCUGGGGCAUACCGCCUCUUGUGGCAACCACGACACUUGCAGCGAUGUACUCGACACACCGCCCGCGCCAGCACCUCGCCAUCGUGAUCGGCGGGCUCUGUCUGGUGCAGCUUGGGCUUGUCGCCAUUGCCCUUCUGGCGACCAUGCUUGGUCUCGGUGCGACGCUGUGCUGCUGCGGCUCGCGUCUCUGCCCGGACGACGGCAUGCUGGCACUGGAAGGGUGUGCGACGGCCUCCGACAACUGCGCCACAAGUCCGUUUCGCCAAGCGUGCGCCGUGUACGCCCUUGUGCGGAGUCUGUAUGUGACGGUAUGGGUGGCCGCGAUGCAGUAUGAAGCCGCGAAAGAGCACGUUGCCCUCCAAGACGGCUACGCCAAUUACGUUGCUCUGUACCAACGCUCGGACCCGGCUCUCUUCGCAGCUCGCGCUGACGUCGUUCUGCGCGUAUCCUGUUAA